GAAACUGGAUAACAAGUUGUGCAGUUGAGCUAAUAGAGCGUCAGAUCACGCAAGCCAACGCCAAUGGCUGUUUGUAACUAACUGACAUCAAUACUUUUAGCUUUAGUGUUGCCCAUUUACGUGACGUAGAUGCGCGUUUAACGCAAUUCUCGGGAAUAGUUCAUGGUUGUUCUUGUUUUCAACAAAUGCAUUGCUGCAAAGCAUUUCCCCCCCACUUUUGCUUGUGGAUUAGAUCUUUUGGUGUAAUGGAUCACCCCAAGUUUGGCACUCAGAGAUGAGAGGUCUCCACUGUCUAUACUAAAAGGAAAAGAAAACUUCAGAAAGCAGUGAUAAAACACGGAAAUCAAGUGCCCACAGAUCAGGAGUCGGAAGACGAGCGGAGAGUGGGAGUAGUGAAAGUGGUGGAGGAGUGAACCCGGAGCAGGUGAACACAGCUGCGGACCGCCAUGGGCUCUCUUCCAUCGGUCCCGACUCUCCGUCUUCAGGUCUCUGAGAGACGGCAGGGGCCAGCCAGGGAGCGUCGGAGUGGGCAGGCGAGGCAGCUCGCUUUCCCCGCCGGCUACCGGCUCCUCAGCAGCGAGGAGGGAGAGAAAUCAAUACUGAGGAGAGAUGCUGCCAGGGGUCGCCCAACGCUGCCUCCAGCCAUGGAGCCAUGGGAGCCUGUGUGUACCGCUUUCUCUCUCUCUCAGCCCAAUCUCAGUCAACUUGCAUCAGCUAAAGAGAGGGCCAACAGCCUUGACGCUCUUCAUGCAACACUGAGUGUGUGUGCGUGUGUGGUUCUGCCAGAGGGCCUUUCCAGGCUCGGCAUCACUUGAUAAAACUUUGCCUGCUGGAGAACGAGUAGAAAAAGAAUGUCAAAGGUCUUUUUUCCCCAGUCUUUGAUUCCUUUUUCGCUAUGAGUGCACAUUCCCCCUGACUGUUGUAAUGAGUGCUUGACGGAGAUCUCUUUUACGCUAAAUCAAGAGGCCUUCUUUUUUUAGUGGUCCUCCUCCUAAGCAUGCACAAAGUGCUCUACACCUGAUGGGCUGGGAUGAGAGAGCAGUUUGAAUUCUUUUUCACCUUUUCCACCAUGGUUUUACAUGAAUUUUUUGAUGGCCGCCAUUAUUCGAGUGGCUUGGAAAAGGACUUGGGGAAGGGCUUGGCACUUAACUUUCCUGGGCACUUCAUAAUGGCUUUCACCCUUGACCAUGGCACUUGAUGGGUAUUAAUGAAUUCACGGACUAAUGGAGAACAGUGCGAGAUGGAGCAAGUUCCAGAAAAGAGGCCGCAGGUCCUCUUCGGAUAUGGACGACUGAAACGUGGCCUGCACAAGAUGCUAACAAUUCGAAAACUGGAGUGCUGGUUGCAGUGGAUAGUUCCUGUGUCCUUGGAUGCUCAACAGGAACAAGUUGGAUUCGGUGAGAAGAUGUCGGAAGACGCGGGGCGUCAGACUCGUAGUCAGAAGCGGGCGCUGGAGCGAGAUGCCCCUGCUUCGGAAGGCGACUUGAAGAGGGUCAAGUUGGAAAGAGGAGAGUUGGGAGCUGUAGAUGGACUGAAGACUAAAAGCGAACAGGCCAACAAGGUGGCUAACAUCCUGCGGGGCGGGGAGGUGAAGGCCACCAUCAAGGUGGAGGUGCAGACCAGUGACGAGCCUGUGGACAUGAGCACAUCUAAGAGCGACAUAAAGAAAGAGCGACCUCCGACGCCAGAUGAUGAUGUCAUUGUUUUGUCGGACAAUGAGCCUUCUAGUCCUUGUAUGAAUGGGGUCAGCUACAGUUUUAAGAAGACGGAUACUGAGAUGCUAAUGAAAAGCAGCCCGGCCGAACGUGAGCACAUCAUAAAGCAGCUGCAAGAAGAACUGCGUCUGCAGGAGGCCAAACUCGUCCUGCUGAAGAAACUCCGGCAGAGUCAGACCCAAAAAGACGUUGUGCAAAAGUCAACCAAUUCUGUGGCUGCUCCUCCACCUCUCGUCAGGGGCAGCAUCUCAUCCACUAAAGGACCCCUACAGGUCUCCAACCGAAACUCAGGGACAGUCAUUCCUCCUCCUUUGGUACGAGGUGGAGCGCAGGUCUCCAAGCACGGCUCUCAUAAUACCGUAGUCAUGCCACCCUUAGUCAGAGGCUCACAGCCCAUUGCCGUGACCCCGCAGCAGAUUGCGACCCUACGGCAGCAGCAGCAGCAGCACUCGGGUUCUGGUCCCCCUCCUCUUCUUCUGGGCGCGCGCACCUCCGUACCCACCGUGCAGGUGCAGGGCCAGAGGAUCAUUCAGCAGGGCCUGAUCCGCGUGGCAAGUGUAUCCGGCACAAACGUCCUGGUCUCACAGGCCUCUUCAACUGGUUUGAAGACCUCUCAGUCUGGUCUGGGCAGCAGCACCUCAACUGUCAACUCCAAUGACUCUCCCGCCAGCCGGCAGGCUGCCGCCAAGCUUGCGUUACGGAAACAGCUGGAGAAAACCCUCCUUGAGAUUCCACCACCUAAACCUCCAGCACCAGAGCUCAAUUUCCUGCCUUCGGCAGCCAAUAAUGAGUUCAUCUACCUGGUGGGGCUGGAGAUGGUGGUGCAGAACCUGCUAGAUACACUAGCUAAAAGUAAGCAGCCGCAGACUGAAUCUGCAUCCACCCCGGCACCCAAGGAGCCCUUCAUGUGUGCCCAGUGCCAGACAGACUUCACCUCUCGCUGGAGGCAAGAGAAAAGCAGCGGCUCCAUCCUGUGUGAGCAGUGCAUGAGCUCCAACCAGAAGAAGUCGCUAAAGGCUGAGCACACCAGCCGCCUGAAGGCCGCAUUUGUCAAAGCCCUGCAGCAGGAGCAAGAGAUUGAGCAGCGCAUCCUGCAGCAGGCCGCCUCGCCCGUCUCCAAGACCACCACCACUUCCUCUUCAUCCUCCUCAUCCUCGCCGGUGAUUAAAUCCGAACACGUGCUGGUGUCGCCACAGUAUAAGCAGGUGCGCACGUCGCUGCCCCAGCAGACUAACAGAGGGACGUCGGUCGGUCGCUACCACACCAUCACCACCAAGCAGACUCCAGGCCAGCUGUCCCGCAGCAUACAGCAGGUGGUGAGCGCAGGUGCACGCGGGGUGAGCCACAGCUUCUCCACGUCCUCUCAGCUCCAGAACGCUGUCACGGCCGCCGCGCUGGUCAGCAGGCCAGGUAAGCAUGCCGUGAGGGCAGGGGAAAAGGGCACCAGCAGCAGCAACCCCACCACCAAUACCUGGAGGAAACAGAACAGCGGCACCACAGGUGUCACCAUGGCUUACGUCAACCCCAGUCUGUCUGUGCACCGGACGACGUCUCCCGUGGACCGUCAGCGAGAGUACCUUUUGGACAUGAUCCCUUCCCGCUCCAUUUCCCAAACAGCAAAUACAUGGAAGUAGUGCCCUGAUUAAAUCACCCUAAAGUUUCACACAAUUAUAAUCCUGUCUUUUGAACAUUUGGUCGGUUAUCAGUAUCAGACAACCAGCCCUUAAGCAAUAAUAAAAUAAAAUAAAAUAUUAUAUUUUCUCUCUAUUUCUCCUUUGUUCCGAGACCCUUAGUUGUACAGUCUAAGACCCCAUAGGCCAACAGUUGUCCUAGAGAAGAACUGUACUGGGAUCAGUGAUCAAGGAGACACAAGGACCUUUUCUACAGGCCUUUGUAUCCAUCUACUGAAUCCCUCCAUUACCCAGUGGGCUUUAGUGAACUAAUACACAUCCACGGUGGUGAUAUCACCCACAGCUCUCAAUUUACGGCCCUCCAGGUGGUGAAAUUGCUCUAUUAUUUGAAACUAAAGCCUCCGUUCAGCAUUUUAGAGGCUCAUGGACACACUUACCCACAGGAAGUGGAGGAAACAGGACUAGAGAGUUCCUGCGUGACGCCAGGGAUUGUUUAAUGACUUUUUUUGUGGACCAUCUACAUGCUAUAAAAUCACUUUAGCUAAGUUUUCUGACCCACAGCGUCUCUUGAACGGAUAUGGGAGUGUAUGUUUGUGUAUUUGAUGUCAAUACAUUGCUUUUUUUUGUUUUUUAGCUUCACUGUGGACUCAUUCCACCCUUUUCAAAAUGGCCUUUUUUUAAAGGCUACAAGUUUAAGGAAUUGUUAUACUGUUGAGGUGGUUAUACAUCUGCUGGUGUAGUGUGUGUUUUUAAAUACUUUGGGUUGUUUCUUUUUUUUCUUUUGUAUUCUUAUAAAAGACAUUUAACCAAGAGUUUCGCAUCAGGGAUGGUUACAGAGAUGGACGUAACUAACAAAAAGCAGCAGCCGCAACAGGACUACUUCUAGACCUUCAUGUUUGUGCGAUUUGUUUAUCAGAUGAGUCUGACGGUAGCUCAUUUUUAUUUUUCUUACAGGAACAGUUGAUAUAUUACGUUACACUUUGUUACCAUUGUGAUGUGCUCCCCCUUAGACUUUCUUGUAACAGCAUCUAGGUAAUAUUUGGAGGUUGUGUUAUUUAUAAAUGUCACUUUAGAUGAAGGAUAUCCUGUUAGCUCCUUCCCAGAUAGCUUCAAAGGGUUGUGAAUUUUAAGAUUGGACUGUAUUUAGGGUGUUUAAAUGCAAUUUUUUUUGUCUAAAGCACAAUUCGUUUGUGUCCCUUCUACCAUUUUAGAUCCUGUUGGAAGUCAUACCGCUUAAGUCACGGCUUUAUCUUUCCUUAAAGGAAAUGUUUGGGUUGAAAGCAUUUCUGCUUAUUGAAUGUAGCACACAAUCUUAGCUAAAUGAUAUUGAGUCCUACCUGUUAGGUGGUGGUCAUGUUAUUUUUACCAUCUCUUAUUUUCCUUUCAUCUGAUUUGAUUUGCUAGGAGUACGCUCGGUAUUUUAGCUAAACAAUUUUGUAUGUUAUAUACUACAGCUUGGGUCCUUAGUCAUCGCAGUCCAAGAACACAUCAAAGUUCUGCUUCAGUCGAUUCCUUUUUUUUACAUUUCUCGGGAUGAUCCAUUCAGUGAUCUCGAAUGCCUGUGGAGUUUCGGACACAAAUGCCCCCGUUUCUGACUGUUGUUCUGACUACUGCCUGCUGCUGACAACUAACACCAUUCCAUUUCCCCCUGGGAUGCUGCCAUUGUGUGGCAUCUCUUUUAUGAAUUGUCAAAAAAAAAUAAACUUUUUUUUUUCAUCUGUUUCUGCUCUAUCAGCUAAUAAUUAUAAUAAAAACUAAUUUUAACCAG
Molecule: messenger RNA, 5114 nt
Organism: Megalobrama amblycephala (Wuchang bream)
Lineage: Eukaryota; Metazoa; Chordata; Actinopteri; Cypriniformes; Xenocyprididae
Gene: gatad2ab
Product: GATA zinc finger domain containing 2Ab
Exons: 14
Coding region: 1208-3349 (713 amino acids)
Biological process (GO): negative regulation of transcription by RNA polymerase II
Cellular component (GO): NuRD complex
Molecular function (GO): sequence-specific DNA binding
Source: RefSeq, a predicted model, not a curated record